Messenger RNA from Panicum virgatum (switchgrass), 1607 nucleotides. RefSeq names its product DNA-directed RNA polymerase III subunit RPC4-like. Gene Ontology annotation, biological process: transcription by RNA polymerase III. The transcript is spliced from 11 exons. Gene Ontology annotation, molecular function: DNA binding. The coding region runs from base 362 to 1264 and encodes 300 amino acids. Lineage: Eukaryota; Viridiplantae; Streptophyta; Magnoliopsida; Poales; Poaceae. The record is from RefSeq and is a predicted model, not a curated record. Gene Ontology annotation, cellular component: RNA polymerase III complex.
UCUCCCGUUCCCCCCGUCGCCCUCGCCCCCCUACCCCGAGGGCGCCGCCGCCAUCCGCGCCUCGCGCCGGCUGCCGCAACCCGCGCAGCCCCGCCUCCCGCCACCGGCUGCCACCCGCGUGGCCCCGCCUCCCGCCGUCGCCUCCGCCGCCUGCUUCUGGGCGCCUGGGGCUCUGGGCGAGCACGCGCCUCCCGUGUCCCGCCGGGCGCUGUGCGCGGGCACGCGGCCGCGGCAAGCGACAAACCCGGUGCGCCGGCACCUCCCGCCGUCCCGCGCACCUGCACGGGCGCACGGCCGUCACCUGCAGCCCCAACCAACACUGGCAGUACUGCUCACUGGUGUCGGGUUUUGUGAUUUUGUUAUGGACGACAAGAGUAAAGUCAAGAAGGAAAUAAAUGCCCCCCUUGGAGCUCCUCCUCGAAAGGGAGGACUAAAAUUUGCACCUAAAGUACCUGUGAAGAAAGCCGCUAAGGUUGUCCCGAAAAAGGAACCAGUUGAGGAUAGCAAGGAUGAAACCGUCGAUAAGGAAUUGUUGAUGAAACUUAAGACAUCACAGGUUACAGAUCCCUUUGCAAGAAGAGUUAAAACUGAGGAAAAACCAAAAAGCCGAACAGAAGUUGCAUUUGGACAAGGAAAUUCUUCUUAUGCAAGAUCUUUUCGUAUCCCAAAAAGUUCUUCAGGUGAAGCAAAGUUACCAAAAGAAUAUGCAGAGCCAUGGGACUAUACCCAUACUGAUUAUCCUGUUUCUCUCCCACUGAGGAGGCCCUACUCUGGAAAUCCUGAAAUUCUUGACGAGGAAGAAUUUGGAGAAUCUUCUGCCAGCAGAGCUCAAGAUGCUGAAUUAACCGCAGCAGAAGAGCUUGGGUUAAUGGAUCGGUCAGAUGAAUCACAAUUGCUCUUGUUCCAGUUGCCAUGCUCUCUUCCUUUACCAAUGCAGCCACAAUCAGUUACUGAGCCUAAUAAAGGCUCUGAGGAGAGACGUGAGGACGUGAGGCCAUCAUCGCAGCGUGGCUCGGAACUCAAGGACCUUCCUGCAGGUUAUAUGGGGAAGAUACUUGUAUAUAGGAGUGGUAAAGUGAAAAUGAAGAUUGGAGACGCACUCUUUGAUGUUUCUUCUGGCUCCAAUUGCAAGUUUGUCCAGGAAGUUGCAGCAAUUAACACCAAUGAGAAGCAUUGCUGCACGGUGGGGGAGAUCAGCAAGCGUGCUGUUAUCACCCCCAAUAUUGGCUGUCUGCUGGGUUCUGCUAACAAGAUGGAAGAGUAGUCCAUUCAUUUCUUUUCCAUAAACCAUGGCCAUAUCCCAUAUGCCAUAUUGCAAGGGAGUUUUGUUUCUUCAAGAUAACAACUUGAGAGUUUAAGGUCCAAAGCUUAGAUCUAGGAGAAAAGAGUCACAGGAGAUAACAAUUUUGAUGUUAAACAAAUUAAAUAUGAAAAAACAAUGAAUCAGAUACGAGGUCUCGAACAAAGGAGGCAGUUGCAAAUAGGUCAAUGUUGAGCUGAGGGGUAAACAAACUUUUAUGUAUCAAAGGUAUCUGUCCGGCUUUAUUGAAAGGCGAAAGCAUGAACUCAAGUUGGGGAUCCCAGCUGACAUAUGCGCUUUUUGUCUA